Molecule: messenger RNA, 732 nt
Organism: Trypanosoma cruzi
Lineage: Eukaryota; Euglenozoa; Kinetoplastea; Trypanosomatida; Trypanosomatidae
Product: RNA-binding protein, putative
Exons: 1
Coding region: 1-732 (243 amino acids)
Biological process (GO): RNA processing
Molecular function (GO): RNA binding
Source: RefSeq, a predicted model, not a curated record
AUGAGCUACGCGGGAGGCACUUACUACGCCAAUCAAGAGGCCGAUACCUACUACUAUGGCCAGCAGCAGCAAAUGGCUGAGGAAGACAACACCAUUGAUUUUCGUCCACCCGACAUCACUGAACAUCAGGACAAGAUCAUCCAGCUUGUGGCCAAAUAUGUGGUGUUUUCCUGCGAUGGGGCGCGAUAUCAGCACCUACUUAUUAGGAGGACGAAGUUUAACUCCUACUUUGCCUUUGUUGCCUCACCAGAGCACAAAUAUCAUGAGUAUUACCAAUAUCUGAUUAGAAGCUACAUCGUGUGGCGCGACAUGGCUGCCGCUACCUCUGCGGGAGAAGGGAACACAGAUGAAGGGUACGCCUUCUACACGGAGCAACUGCGACAGCAAGAACAACAACAACAACAACAACAACAGUACCAGGCUAAUAUGUAUUACACUGCAUCAACGGAUUAUUCAACGCAGUACACGGAUCCAACGGCAGCGGCAGCGAUGACGACAACUGGGGGUUACUACGAUGCCAACACUGCCUAUUCUCUGCAACAAAAACAAAAUCAGAAUACAUCCGUCCUUGGGGAAUCUUCGGCUGUUGUAGAGACCUCCCGUGGAGAUGAUGUCAGCAGAAAACGCGCCAGGUCAGCAACGCCGCAAGAGAGUAGUGAUGAGGAGGACGAUGCUGGACGGGAAUUGGUGUUUGUGAUGGAAAACGGGGUUGCGAGAGCCCUUCCCAAAUAA